CGACAUUUUGUUGCAAUCCAGACGCAGUCGGCCGAGAGUGAAGGAGGACAUAUUUCUUUAAUUGCCCUUCCCCCCCCAAAAAAAAGCUUUUGCGGGUGUGUGGGAAUAUAAAUCACUGCGCUUCCCUUCCAACGUCAACCGAGGGAUUUUUAGUAAUUUCUAUCGUAACCCAGACGAAAGGCUUAAAUAACCAAGCCUGAAGAAGUCGGUCCUCGACUUCACGGAGUAUCGUGCGCCGAGGUGAAUUCAUGUUCAGCUCGGCUACACGACCAAUCAACGCCCAUUGGCACCCAACAACAAGCACCCGGACGGGACAAAAGCUGCCAGGACCCCGCAGGAGAAGACCACCCAAAAGCCGGAGGCCACUUGGGGGCGAGAGACUGAAGGCGACGACGAAGAAAGGGGUUCUUUUCCCGGUUGUGGCAACAAAGAGGUGACACCUAAUUUGGUAGCAUCAUGGGAGGUGGAGGCGGGGAGAGACUCAACAUUCCAGGCCCCCACCAUGAGCGACCCAAGAAGAAGAACCAACUGGGUCGGGCCAAGCCAAGAAGCCGCAAUCAGAACGGUGCCGUGGUAGCCGAAGCCACGGCAGGGGGCGCCGGCGUCCUCCACCAGAACGGCCACCGCAGGAACGAUAAGGGCGGCGUCUACCACAGGUCUCCAGAGGCUGACAAGAGCACGGCCGUCCGAUUUGCAGACGCCUACGACCAGAAUUGGGAGGGAGCGGUGUCCCACCUCAACACGCUCCUGAGUGCCCAGGGCAGUCCCAGCUAUGCCGGGCCCAAGUUUAGCGAGCCACCCUCACCCAGCGUGUUGCCCAAGCCCCCCAGUCACUGGGUGUCCUUCCCCAUGAGGGGGUGUGACAACAGGGAGAUGAUGGCCUUCCAGCUUAAGAGCCUCUUAAAGGUACAGGCCUGAUUGUGCGCCUCCCUCUGAGGGCAUCCACCCACCAGGAACACCUCUGUGCUGUAAUAGUCUUUAGAUUGGACCCUUGGGUGAGAGAUAACGUAAGGCUAAUUUUUAAACAAUGCGAUAUUACAGUUCUGCUGCCUUGCUGGUUGGUGAUGCCGUCGGACAAUUCGACUUUCUGACGACCCGGAUACCCUUUCUUUGCGUUUUAGCUGCGGUUUUGUUCUUUUUAUUUUGGCUAUUGAAGCAGAUUGGGUGCACUUAUUUUUUGUCUUAAGUGCAGUUACUUCCCAUCACUUUUAUAGUCCACUUCUGUGGACAGACUUUUUAUUUUUUUAACAUUCUCUAUGGUCACAUGGAAGAAUGCAGGCGUUAACACUUAGUCACAUUUGUACCAUAUUCCAAAACAGGAGCCUAACAUUCUUAUUAGAAAAUGUAAGAUUCUCAAACUGCAAUUCUGCAGGGAAAUUGAGUAGAUUCUUUAAUAGAAUAGGCGAAAUGGGGUAAGGUUGAAGGUUAAACCUCAACUGACAUGGCACACGGGCCUCAGCCUGUCUGCUCAUGUACUUUUUUUUUUUUUUAAUUGCGCUGUGCGCACAUGCACUAUAGAAUGGUCUUUGUCACAUACAGUGUACAGCAAAAUUUGUCUUUGCAUUAACCCAUCCUCUUGAGGAGCAGUGGGCAGCCAUCAUGCGACACCCGGGGACCGGAUGUGGGUUGUAGGUCAGCAUCUUGGUCAGUGAAACAUCCAUGUGGGUGAAGUGUCUUGCUCAGUCACAAUAGUGACUGGGAUGGAGGAAGCGGUAUUCAAAUGGGAGCCCUGUGGUUACUGAAUGUCCCGCUUUACCCCCUGAGCCACACAGUCACAUAUUUUCAGAACAGAGCUGGUCUGAGGCCCACAACACUUAUCAUGGUCCUCUAGUGUUUGUUUGCUGGAUGUGUGUUACCAAAGCGAUGUUUUUGACUGGGUUGUCAGCCUCUUGUAGCACCUCAGUCUUUCUAUGAAUUAACACUUGUGCAGCUUUAACAUGCGGAAGAGGACCAAGCUUUAGAUUUGUGGCCCUCUUAGCCACACUUCUCUGUGGUCCUGUUGGCUGCACAAGUGUUUUUUAAAGAGACAAUUGAGGAAGCAGUGUGUGAGAUGAGGCAAGUGUUAGUUUUCUCCUGUGUUUACAAAAAAGAUGCCAUCAUGAAGUCAGGAGAUUGCCACUCACUGCCUAUUUAGCCUAUUUUGCACUGCAGGCACUUGUGUCCAUAAGUUACAGGCCACCAUACUGUUGAAUCAACAGAUGCGUAAUAGACUAUCUUCAUUUUUUUAAACCUGUUUAAGUCAUAUCGCCGCAGAUGAGCCAGUUUGCUUUCCCUGUGCAGAAUUGGAGCUGUUUUAUAGCCAGACUAAAGACGACAAAGCAGCGUUUGUUUAUCAUGUCUUUCAGGAGCCAUGUAAAUAACAUGUAUAGAGUUCUUGUAGCAUAUUGUACAUUUGCAGGCCCACUUUGAGGCUUGCCCGACAAAAGUAUUUUUAGUAAUAACACUGAAUGUAUGAGAUGUGCUAAGGACGUGUCUCAACUUCAAUGCUGAAUAUUUUUAUUAAGAAAAAAGGAAAAAAAACUGCCUAAUAGCAUUUGCCAGUACCCCUGCACUGAAUCUUUCCAGAGAUGUUGCACAUUUUAUAUUAUUUCAUAUGGUAUGCAGUGUAGGGAGACGGGUGCGAUGUGCAAAGAACAUUAAUUAAAUAUGGCAAUUGGAAUCUGGUAGACUUGCUAAUGCACCACUUUCUUAAAAGGAUUUGUAUGCUUUUGAGUUUACUUACUGUGCCCAAGUUGAAGAACCCUUCUCAGAAAGUAAAUUUGCCCUUUCUUCUCUGCUGUUCUUCCGCCAGCUGAUUUGUAUUUUUCUGCUCAUUUGCCAUAAUUGUUCAUUCGGUGCAGAGUGGUGCAUUGCCAAGUCUCCUUCAUACUAAAUUAACUUGUGAUGGAAUUGGCUUUCAAUUUGUCCCCACUGACAAUGUCAUCUUAUGUGAAAGAAAAUGCCCUGUUUUAAGAUUUGUAACCAUUGAUUUAAAAAAAAAAAAAACAAAACUAUGAAUGUGCUGCACUCUUGAUUUGGAAAAACUAAAUUUUACACAAAAGAAAAAAUAAAAUCCCUUUCCCUUCCCCCUAAAA
Molecule: messenger RNA, 3074 nt
Organism: Dunckerocampus dactyliophorus (ringed pipefish)
Lineage: Eukaryota; Metazoa; Chordata; Actinopteri; Syngnathiformes; Syngnathidae
Gene: pnrc2
Product: proline-rich nuclear receptor coactivator 2
Exons: 3
Coding region: 457-918 (153 amino acids)
Biological process (GO): nuclear-transcribed mRNA catabolic process, nonsense-mediated decay
Cellular component (GO): nucleus; P-body
Source: RefSeq, a predicted model, not a curated record